CUCUCCCCGAGGGAUAUGCAGUGUUUCCGAAGGCAGCCCAAGCUAAGCAAGUACCAGGAAAACCUCUUGCUGGAAGAGAGCAGGAAGGUGGCAGCUCUGAAUGGGAAGAGACUGGGUCUGCAAGAUGACAAGGACCUCAAGUUUCUCCUGCGUGGAGGCCACCUGCUGAAGGUCAAGUCCAACUCCUGGAGGAGAGAGAGGUUCUACAAACUCCAGGAAGACUGCAAGACCAUCUGGCAGGAGUCCAAGAAGAUGCUGAGGUCUCCUGAAUCGCAGCUCUUUUCCAUCGAGGAUAUCCAAGACGUCAGGGCAGGCCACAGGACGGAAGGGAUGGAAAGAUACUGCAAGGACGUACCCGAGCAUCGCUGCUUUUCCAUCAUAUUCAAGGACCACAGGAAGAACCUGGACCUCAUAGCUGGCUCUGAAGCUGAUGCCAAUCACUGGGUGGCAGGCCUGGCCAAGAUCAUCACAAAGAGCAACUCCAUGAGCCAGCGGCAGAAAUUACAACACUGGAUACACGCCUGCUUGCGGAAGGCGGAUAAGAACAAAGACAACAAGAUGAGCUUUAAAGAGCUCAAGAACUUUAUGAAAGAAGUCAACAUACAAGUCGAUGACAACUAUGCCCGGAAUAUCUUUGAGCAAUGCGACAAAUCCCAGACGGACACUUUGGAAGACGACGAGAUCGAGGAAUUCUAUAAGAUACUGACCGAACGGAGCGAGAUCGACGAGAUCUUCUCUGAGCACUCCAACGGCCAGGCGAUGAUGUCGCUGGAGGAUCUGGUGAGGUUCCUCCGAGAAGAACAGCGCGAGGAGGAUGCAGGGCCUGAGCUGGCCCUCUCUCUGAUUGAGAGAUACGAACCCAACGGAAGCGUCAAGGGACAAAACGCCAUGACCAAAGAUGGCUUCCAGAUGUAUUUGCUGUCUCCCCACGGAAAUGUAUUCAAUCAAGCUCACAUCCCCGUGUACCAGGACAUGACCCAGCCGCUGAGCCACUAUUACAUAUCGUCUUCGCACAACACCUACCUCAUGGAGGACCAGCUGAGAGGACCCAGCAGCACCGAGGCUUACAUCAGAGCCCUGACCAAAGGCUGCCGGUGUGUGGAGCUGGAUUGCUGGGACGGGCCUAAUUCGGAGCCUGUCAUUUACCACGGCUACACGCUCACCUCCAAGAUCCUCUUCUGCGAUGCCAUCAAAGCUAUCAAGAACUACGCUUUCAAAACCUCUCCUUAUCCUGUCAUCAUAUCCCUGGAGAACCACUGUAGUCUCGAGCAGCAGAAAACGAUAGCAUACCACAUGCACAACAUCUUGGAAGACAUGCUUUUGGUGGCGCCAGUCGACUCAGAUGCGUCCGAGCUCCCUUCGCCGGAGCAAUUGAAGGGGAAGAUUCUGGUGAAAGGGAAGAAGCUGAGCCCAGAGACGGAAGAAGUCUCUGAUGAGGAUGAAGCGGCUGAAAUGGAAGACGAAACUGUGAAGACUGAGGUGGAGAGGAAAACGACGAGUGAAAAACUGAAGCUUGCCCAGGAGCUAUCUGACACGGUGGUCUACUGCAAAAGCGUCCACUUCCAAGGUUUCGGUAAUGCCGAUUGCAAUGAAAUGUCAUCCUUCAGCGAAAGCAAAGCUUUGAAGCUGGCCCAGGAAUCUGGGACCGACUUUAUCCAUCACAACAUCGGGCAUCUGAGUAGAAUCUACCCUGCGGGAUGGAGGACGGAUUCGUCUAACUACAACCCCGUUGACAUGUGGAAUGUGGGGUGCCAGAUUGUUGCCUUGAAUUUUCAGUCCAAGGGAACCGAUAUGGAUGUCUACCAAGGCCGAUUCCAGGAAAACGGCUUUUGUGGGUACGUCCUAAAGCCGGAAUUCCUGCGGGACGAGCAGUCCAGGUUCAACCCCAAGGCCGUCUCAGAAGGGCCAUGGUGCACCCGGAAGAAACUCCAGGUGAAGGUCAUCACAGGCCAGCAACUGCCCAAGGUGAACAAGAGCAAGAACUCCAUUGUGGACCCCAGGGUGAUAGUCGAGAUCCACGGCGUCCAGAGGGACAACGAGAAGAAGCAAACCACCGUCAUUGACAACAACGGCUUUAACCCCAGAUGGAAUGAAGCGUUUGAGUUUGACAUUGACGUCCCUCAGCUCGCUCUGGUUCGUUUCAUGGUGGAAGACUUUGACGCGUCGACCAAAAAUGACUUUAUCGGGCAAUUCACAGCUCCCUUCACAAGUCUGAAGCAAGGCUAUCGCCACAUCCAUCUCUUGACAAAGAACGGAGACCAGUACCCUUCUGCCACGCUCUUUGUGCACAUCAAUAUUACGGAUGCUUACUAAAAGGACAAUUUUCUCGGACCGCUCAAGGGAGGGGUCCCUGCAGUCCCUUUCCAAAUGAACCUGCCUACCAAGCUGGGAAGAGAGGGACCUCAAACACUACCCUGGUUUUCAGCCGAUGUGGAAUACCUACAACAUCCUCGGAGAGCAGGAAAUGGACAAAUGAGUCGAGCCAACCACCGCAGAGGUCGUUGUGCAAGCCCUCUUGCUGCGUUUAGAAAGCAUCGUGGAGAAGUGUUGUUCCAAGUGCCUGUAAAAUGCCACGUUCUGUUGUGGUUGGGAAGCUGGGCUAUCCUCCUCAUCAUGGGUAGGCAAACUAAGGCCCGGGGG
Molecule: messenger RNA, 2640 nt
Organism: Lacerta agilis (Sand lizard)
Lineage: Eukaryota; Metazoa; Chordata; Lepidosauria; Squamata; Lacertidae
Gene: PLCD1
Product: phospholipase C delta 1
Exons: 15
Coding region: 16-2313 (765 amino acids)
Biological process (GO): phosphatidylinositol-mediated signaling; lipid metabolic process
Molecular function (GO): calcium ion binding; phosphatidylinositol-4,5-bisphosphate phospholipase C activity
Source: RefSeq, a predicted model, not a curated record